This is a messenger RNA of Tilletiopsis washingtonensis, 4053 nucleotides long. RefSeq lists its product as hypothetical. NCBI's taxonomy places the organism in Eukaryota, Fungi, Basidiomycota, Exobasidiomycetes, Entylomatales. The record is from RefSeq and is a predicted model, not a curated record. Gene Ontology annotation, molecular function: protein binding; nucleic acid binding. The coding region runs from base 70 to 3972 and encodes 1300 amino acids. The transcript has 5 exons. Gene Ontology annotation, cellular component: site of double-strand break; nucleus. Gene Ontology annotation, biological process: proteasome-mediated ubiquitin-dependent protein catabolic process; DNA repair.
UCUCCUCACAGUCCACCGCACGUCUCGUCUCUGCACCGGCGCUGUGCCGCUUGCCUACCACCCGCCACCAUGCUUGCGCUCAGCCAUGUGCACCCGGCGAGUGCCAGCUCGGCGGUGCUCUUUGUGCCGCCGCACGUCCUCGGGCCCGCCGCCGGCCUCGUCUUCCUCGGCCACGCAUCGCUCACGCUGCUGCGCCUCGAGGCCGGCCUGCCGUCGGUGUCGCUGGCGCUCGCCGCACGUCCGCUCUCGGUACGCCUCUCGCACUCGCUCGCUGCGCUGCUGGUGCACACCGAUGCGCCCACGCCGCGCCUGCUUGUCGUGGGCCUUGAGCCGUCCGAGCACGACAGCACGCCGCGCCUCUCUGUGCGCCGGGCGCUGCUGCUCGAUGCCUCUGGCAUUGCCGCACGUCCGCCGCCAGAGAUGGGCGCUGGCACACAUCUCGCCGCGGCGGGCCCGAGCCGGACAGAGUGGGCCGCGGCGCACGCACAGGUCGGGAGCAUGCGCAUCUGUCGUGUGGCCGGCGACUUGAGCGAUGCAUGGAGCGCACGGCUGCCGCACCCUCACAUCCUCUCGCACCUUCUUCUGCCGACCGGCACGGAUGAGGUGCCCCUUCUAGCUCUGCUGUCGAUCUCAUCGACGCCUUCUACGCUGCCCGGCCUGGGCCCGCAGUGCCUGCCUGUACUCUCCUUCCACACGCUCAACAGCUCGACGCAAAGCAUCCCGCCGCUGCCGUGGUCGGCAUCGCGCGCGACGGUCAGCCGACCACCUGCUGCGGCAGCCGCGCCCACAGAGCGCAAGGGCCCGGCCGCGCUUGGCCGCGUUCGCACCGCCGAGGAGCUGCAGGUGCUCGACUCAGCGUCCUCUAUCGGGCUGGCACACGUGCCUCUCUCGCCUGCCGAUGCCAUCGGCGCGCACGCCCUGGGCGUCCUACCUGUGUCGCUGCGCGCGCUGCUGGUUGCCACCGAGCGCGCCAUCCUUCUCGUUGGGCUGCCCGACGUCAGCGCAAAACCAGCCUCACCGGUCAAGCGGCGCAAAGCCAGCCGUGGUGCCGAGACGCACGAGGCUCAACUCGGCACGAGCCCCGAGCAGCAGGCCAACACAAACGGCAAGCGGCCUCACCGCCGCAGCUCUGCUGCUUCGACAUCUGGCGUGGGCCAGCUCAGCGCACAGCCCGCACUCCUGCGCGUCGCACUGGAUCGGCCUACGCUUGUCCGUGCCACUGUCAUUCUCACCGCUGCAGACGGACAGGAGGUCUUCACAGCAUCACAGCAGGCAGAGCAAGGCGAGGUCCGAGUGAUGAUCGGCACGCACGCCGGCUCGCUGCUUCUCCUGACCAUCGCGGUCACGCGCGCGACGGCUUCCUCGACAUGGCAGCCGAGAUCUCUCGCGCUGCUGACGCUCGGCGACAUUCCUGCGCCUGCCGGCUCCGAUGCGCUGGCGUACGCUGGCGACGGCGUGCUCGCUGUCGCGUCUGCUGGUGGCGACUCGGUGCUCGUGCAGCUGCCUGCGUCGCUGCUGCGCCCAGACGGCGACGUGAAAGACGGCGAGCAGUCCUUGACGGUGCUGCACGAGAUGCCCAAUCUCGCUCCGAUCUUGGACCUCGUCGUCGACACCCAGGGCGCGCAGUCGCGCGUCAUCACCGCAUCGGGCACAGGUCCGACCGGCUCGCUACGAGUCGUGACUCGUGGUGUCCAGUGCUCGACGCUCAGCAGCGUGUCAGCGCAAGACAUCGAGCGAGUGUGGACAGCCAGAGGCCGCAUCGUCCUCGCCGUCGGAGCCAAGGCACACGUGCUGCGACAGGAGGCUGGCAACAUGUCGCCUGAAGCAUGGCCAGUGCCCGACGCUGCGCCGCUCGCCGUGCAGACAUUGCAGGACGGCGCGGUACUCUGGGCGAGUGCGGAGGGCGUCUUGCUUCUCUCGUCGGCUGGUCAGGAGCUCGCGCGCAUGGCAGCGCCGGCCAAGACGCCGAUCCUGCAAGCUGUCCUCGACGAGCACGGCCAGGUGCUGCUGGCGCUGGACGGUGGCAAGCUCUUGUGUCUGCAACGGUCGGGCAAUGUCCUCGCCGAGCGUGGUCAGGCCCAAAUGGACGCCGAGGUCUGCUCGCUCGACCUGCGUUCCUUCACAUCUGAGCCGAGCACGCUCGCAGCUGUCGGUCUGUGGACACGCUCUGUGCGCCUUCUGUCACUGCCAACGCUCGCAGAUGCCACACCAACCGCGCUGCUCGGCCCUCAAGACUCGCUUCCCCGAUCUGUCCUUCUGCACGCGUUCACGCCAGCCGCGCCGCACCUUCUCGUCGCUCUCGGAAGCGGCAAGGUUGCGGUCCAUCGUCUGGCGCUGCCUCACGCCGACUCGAUCUCGAAGUCGAUCGGAGUGCUGGAGUCUCGCGUCACGAGUGUCGGAACACUGCCGGCGCGUCUUGAGCCGUACGAAGCGGCGGGCAGCAACUCGAAGGCUGUGCUUGCCUGCUCCGACCGGCCAGCUGUCAUCACGCUCUCCGGCUCGCAACUGACGGUCUCGCCUCUGCCGAUGCACGACGUGCGCGACGCAUCGUCCAUGCCCGCAUCCAGCAGCGAGCAGCGAGGCGUGGUGCUCCUCGUGCGGCCGGACACGCUCGAUCUCGUGCAGCUGGGCGAGAGCCAGACACUCGACGUCAAGGCUGUGCCUCUGGGACGCGACAAUCCCACCGCUCUGGCCCUGCAUGCCUCUGCCUCACGCCGAUCAAUCGUCACCACGACGUGGCGCUUCCGGCCAGAGGGCACCGAGAGUCUUGAGCGUCCGCACGGCCAUGUGCAGCUGCUCGACGCGGAGAUGUUUGACGUCUUGGACCGUGUGCAGCUGGACUGGGACGAGCGGCCGAACGCGAUCGGCGUCUUCAAGUUCGAGGAGAGCAAGGACGCAAUCAUUGUGGUCGGCACGGGCUUCGCCAUGCCCGACCGCAGCGAGACAACCGAGGGACGUCUCCUCGGCUACCGCGUCGCUCGCACGGCGGGCGGCCAGUCGAAGCUCGAGCAGGUGUUCGGGCAGCAAGUCCGCGGCAACGUCUUUGCGGUCGAAUCCUGCGCUGGCGUGCUCGUCGCAGCCGUCAACGCCGAGGUGCUCACCUUCGCCGUCGACAAGAGCAAAGACGAGGAGAGCGCCUUCUCGCUGCGCCAAGUCGGCCAGUGGGGCUGUGCCUUCACCGCCGCGACGCUGUCUGCUCCGGAUGCCAGCAACUCUCGUAUUGUCGUCGGCGAUGCGCUCCGCUCACUGGUCGUCUUGCGCGUCGAGUCGACGCCCACGAUGCGCGGCGCGCUCGUCGAGGUGGCGCGUGACUGCGACCCUUACUGGACGACCGCCGGCGAGAUCCUGGACGACGAGAAGCAGACCUUCAUCGGCGCCGACAUCGCCUUCAACGUGUACACGGUGCAGCGCAGCAAGCGCAGCCCCGAGGAGCGUGCGCGUGUCCAGCGCCUGCGCGACCGCGCUCGCGAGCAGGGCAGAGAAGUGCGCGAAGACGGCGGCGAGCAGGAGUGGAGCCACGUCAUGGAGCGCGGCGCCGCCUGGCACUACGGCGACCUAAUCAACCGCUUCCGACGCGGAUCCCUGGCUUCAUCGCAACCGUCAGCGUCCGCUGGUGCCUUGAGUGUGACGCCUCGCAUCGUCUUCGGCUCGGCUGCUGGUGCCAUUGGAACGCUUGCAUCGCUCGGCGAGCGCAGUGGCAUCAUCGCUGCAGAGAUCGAGCGCAACUACUGUGCCGCGCUGCAGCGCGCGUCACCGAGCGCCAUCCGGGCCGAGGACUGGCGCACGCUGCGCACCGAGCAUCGCAUUGCGCCGCCGACUGGCUUCGUCGACGGCGACCUGUUGGCGAGCUUCGCAGCGCUGUCUGCGUCUGAGCGUCAUGGCAUCCUCGCCGGAGACGACGAGAUGCCCGCCGUCGCAGCCACUGCGCCCGAGGUCAAUGCUCUGCUAGAGGAGCUGAGCCGCGCAGCAUAGGUGCACAUUCUCCCGAUCCCCUCCUUCUCCAUCCUCCAUUCUGUAUGAUCACACACACACACGCAAUCCCGUCGAGUCAUG